Molecule: messenger RNA, 7311 nt
Organism: Hippocampus comes (tiger tail seahorse)
Lineage: Eukaryota; Metazoa; Chordata; Actinopteri; Syngnathiformes; Syngnathidae
Gene: urb2
Product: URB2 ribosome biogenesis homolog
Exons: 12
Coding region: 301-5103 (1600 amino acids)
Biological process (GO): ribosome biogenesis
Cellular component (GO): nucleolus
Source: RefSeq, a predicted model, not a curated record
AUCACCCAUUCAAUGACCGUCAUCCAUCAUUUUGCUGCUGCCGAAAACAAACACAAGCAAUGGUAAAGGUGGGUAUUAAACAUGAUAACGUGCUGGUUAAUUGUUACAGUGCAAAAGGCCUAAAACGGUUAUUCAUAUUGUCCAACAUGUUUUAAUGACCGUUUUCUCCGGAAAAUGCACCUCAACUGUUUUCAUAAUUUUUCCAUUGCUUUUGCCUUGUGGGCCGGGUAGAAGUUGAAAGGUCAUAAAUGAAAACAGGAGGCACGUGUGAAUUGAGAACUCGUUUAAAUAGCAGCAACAAUGGCUGCCAUCUACUCUGGCAUCCAUCUGAAGCUAAAGAGCCCUCAUACUCCAUGGGAGGACAAGUUAAAGCUAGCACGUUUUGCCUGGAUCUCCUCUCAGUGCUUGCUACCCAACAAGGAACAAGUCCUGUUGGAUUGGUGCACAUAUGCUCUUACAGGCUGGUAUAAUAAAAAGGUUGAGCUCUCACAAACUGUGCUCGAGGGCCUCUGGAGUUGCCUUAAUGAUUUCCUUCACAGUCGGAAGCUCCACGUCACUAUUAAGGAGGGCAAGCCGGUCAGUGUGAGGCUCAACAUGGCACAGCUGCUACUCAACCUCCUUGAGGAGUGUUCCGGCACCCCCACCAAGCUAUCAGUGGGUGUGUCCACCCUGCUGAAUGUGUGCCAGGGAAUUCUCUCAUCCUCUACUCUCUCGUCUGUCUUCACCACCAAGUAUGAGCUCAUGGUCAGUCUCACGGUUAAAGUCUGCUCCUUCGCCUGCCAUCAACUGCAACAAGCUCUGCCCUCAGGAUCCCAUCAGCCUGAACUCAUAACUGACACUGUCAGUCUUCACACAGACGAUCAGGAUCCUCAAACUGAAAUGAUUCUUAACCAAGAGCUCAAGGAGAGCCUGAAGAAAAUCACCAGUGGAGCUCAUCUGUUUGAGUUGUUGCUUCAGGUUUUAACAUCGUAUUUAUCAGUUCAGCGACGACAAGCCAAUCCAAACAGAGUUUUCACCUUGGUAACAAACCAGCUCAUUGAGCCGUUAUUGCUCCUCAGACACAUGCUGACAGCUGCUGAGUACGCGCCGUCCCACACACAUCUGAGUCUACGCCAGCAUCUUUGUAGAGAUGUUCGGGUCAGGAUAGACUCCAUCCUUCAGUUGUCGCUCUUCUCUCCUGAGCACCUGGCAUCCUACAAAGAGGAGCUUGUACCCUCCAAAGGGGAUACUGGGAAACGUGGAGCCGGUGUGACAAAAGGCCCCCUCCGGCCAGCCAAUGCUGUACUUUGCAAAUUAGGUUCUUGUGAGCCACCGCUGCCUUACACUGUGAAGUCAAACAGCGUCCCAUUGCUUUUUAAAUUGUUUCUUGAAAGCUACAGAAAAUGUCGAGCGGAAAAUGAGGAAGAACACAGGAUGCUGUGUUUCUAUUACCACACAAAGUUGUUGCCUGCUUUGGGUUUGUCUGAUGUCCCCUGUUUGCCCGAAAGUUGGUGCCUAGCUCUGCUGGCUAUGGAAUCACUGUUGAGCCAGGCACUAUCUGCAGAUAUUUAUAAUGUGACAGGAGACAGAAUAAGACAUGCAGAGGUCCAGCUCACCUUCUACAAAAGCCUCGCACAAAUUCUCUUCAAUCAGGCCCAGCCUAGCAUCCCUGCAUGGUAUCGCUGUUUGAAGGUGCUUCUGGGUCUCAACCACAUGAUUCUGGACCCAUACUUUGACAAGUUGUUAUCUUCAGCCUGGGUUAAUGCCGACUGUAUGGAAACACGAGUCCAACGGGCCCGACAGAUGAUGCUGUGCAGUCUACUCCAGACAUACACCAAGCUCCGUCAGCUGCCUCGCUUCUUCUCUGAGCUCCUCUCGGUGAUCUGUCAGCCAUCUCUUGACAAGGGUCGACCCCCCCUGCUCUCCGCCGGCAUCUCUGCCUCACUCAGGGCCAGCAUUCUGGAUACCCCACCCUCGCAGGGCCUUGAAAUUUGCUCCUUAGUGGUGGAGAAUGUGAGAAAAUAUGUUUUACCUGGCCUGGUAAAGAAAGAUGGAGAGGCAGAGAAGAUGGAGCUUGAUGGAGUGAGUGGUGAAGAAAAGAGGCAUUGUGAGCGGGAAGAUGCAUCAAUGAAGCUUCUUAGUCUGAGCCAGCUCCUUCACGUUGUUUUGUUCAGUCUGAAGACCCUAGACAAUGCUUCUCCUCUUCCCUUGGUCAGACAAGGUCAAACCCUGAUGGAGGAGAUACGGAAGCUUCUCCACAACCUGCUGCACCUUUUGUCCACAGAAAGCAAGGCUACGAAAGUAAAUGUGAGUUCAAUUUCGAAAGCAACAAAGAAAAGAAAAAAGAAACUAGACCUGGAAGAGUCUGCAAAAGCAUCUAGCUCUCAAUGGCAGCUGAAAACCCAAGAUUCGGUUCUUCUGCUCAGAUACAGUUGGAUAGAAGUGGACACACUCUUUCACAUCUACUGCAGCAAAUACACACCUCUUGACUCCAACGCUGAAGCCUUAACAAGCAUAGAGAAUCUCCUAAAUUGUGAGAUAAAUUCUGUACGUCUGCAUUCAGGCAGUCCCAUCACCUUUGUUCAUCUGAAGCUCCUCACUUUGCAACAGAUAAAGAAAGUUCUGUUGGAUUCAGCCUCACUCGCAGAACCAAGUACGUCAGAGUCCCUGCAAAGGGCAGUCGGAUUUAUUUUGGCUCGAGAUGAGCUCUGGUUAUGUUCAGGAGAUCAGAUGUGGGAUGGGCAGAUGAGCAGUGUGGACUCCAGCUCUCACCGUGUUGCACACUGGUUCGUUGUCAUAUCUAACCUACCUUUGCUGGCCCCCUACCUGAACAGGGAAGACGUGAACUGCAUCGCAAAUGUUCUGGUUACGUCGUUGCUGAGCAAGCAGUCUAGCAGAUGCAAAGAUCAACUCUCUGUCUCCCUCAUAUCAUCACAGCUUAUCCACAGCUCCGUUCUGGGCGAGUUGCCAUCGCUCGUCACCGCUACUGUUGGUUCCCUCUCGCAGAGGAUUUUUGGGGUUCUAACAGCCGCGCAUGCCCCUCAAGUUUGUCCCACCCUCGAGAAGUAUCAGGAAGCACAAAAUGGUGAGAUGGAGCUUUUGUCCGCCUUAGUGAAACAGACCAUUGUAGAGGACAUGAGAGUGUCCUCGCAGUCUGGCAAAGUGUUUGUUCUUUUGAGCGACGCUCAAACCAAAGAGCUGAUAGACCUGCUGUCAAUCUUUUCAAGCCUUAACCCAGAUGGGCUGAACUCUGAGGACCUGUCAUGCAUUUUCCUCCUCCUUGGCUUCAUGCUCACAUCCACCGCUUGUUAUUCAGAAGCUUCAUAUUCAGCGCAUUUUUGCGCAGGAUUCCAAGUGAAGCUGCUCAAGAUACUUGCUUCUCUUGUGGAGGGCAAAAACUUCCCAAGUGUUCUGAAGAUCAUUCACGGCAGCACUCUACUGCAGGCUGUAGUGUCCACAAUCCUCUGGCACAGCAAGAAAGGACGAUUCAGCUCCACCGGCAGCUCUGAUUGGUUGGAUUUGAUGAAAGCCACGCAGGACUUCAUCAUAUAUUUGGUCAACUUAAUUCUGAUCAGGAACAGCAGCGUACGCCUCAAUCUGGACCAGAUUGCUUCAUUUCUUACCAGUGAGGACACCACAGCAAAUCCUGGCGGCUCUAUCAUGUCUGUUCAUCUUCUACUGGCAUCGUUGGCCGCCACCUCCAAGGCGAUGACCUCUUACCUGGGAAGGAGUAAAUCAAUGGAUCAAACCUUGACCCAAUCCCUUGCAAGAAUCGCAUCCUCAAUGGGAUCAGCUGUGGAAUUAGUCCUGAAGGCCCAGAGUGUCAGCGAUGCUGGUAUGCAGCCAACCUGCUCGCUCAGUCCAGCCUUUGUGGUCGACACCGUCACGGUCAUGCUGCGGUGCGAGAUGUCCUCCUUGGCGGUGGGGGGCAACGACAAGGCCAUCCUGAGCCAGGAGAAUCUCUAUCAGGGUUUCUGCCAGCAGAUUCUGAAAGAGAUGAACUCCGCAGCCAGACCCAUGGACUUCCUAGUUUCAUCUUUGCAUUUCCUGUCAGCAUUCUACAUGGCAGCGAUGAAGACGGGAAGAGAGGACCAGGAGGAAGAAGAAGAAGAAAAGAAAGUAAAAGCGAUGGAUGAGUUGUAUGCUCAGAUCAUUCAAAAUGUACACAAAGUUUUGACAGCUCCAUGGCUAUCCCCAUCUGACAUGUGUGAGCUGGAGCCAGCCGUGCAGAAUCUGCUGCACCACCUGCUGGAGAACAGCACCCCCUGCAAGUUCAGCAUGCUGCUGACUAUCAUCAACAAUGGGUUAGACACUUGCAAGCUGAGCGCUGGCAAUUACAAGGAAGUGCUGGCUGUUGUCAUCAUUGCCAAGUUGCUUUCCUGCUGUCAGUUACCUGAACCUUGCUCCAAAGCUCUGUGGUUGGUUGCACCACAAAUUCUGUCUGCUAUGGUGUUUCUUGUACGGUCAUCCAGUCAGGUCACGAGCUUGGCUGUGACCUUCACCAUUCCUACCGUGACAGCGAUGACAACGCUGCUGCGCCAGGGCGAGGGUCUAAUCCGAAACUCUCAUCACGUAGUCUUGGUCCUCGGAGCGCUUCAUGCCGUGCCGCUUGACCACCUGACUGCAGUUGUUUACCAGUCAGCGUUCUUGGCUAUUCACGAGGCGCUUUUUGCCAUCAUCCAGUGUCAUACUCAGGUGAUGCUGAAUGCCGCGCCAUCAUUCUUGAAUGUUUUUUACCGUCUAGUCACUUCCAUCAUGCAGGAAGGUCGGCAGAGAGGAGCCGCCGACACAGGUGGAGAAAGUGAAGUGUAUCUUCAGUGCUCCCGGCUGGUAGAAAGGAUGUACUCGCACAUUGCUGCCAUCUCUGAGAACUUCACCACACUGUCUGCCUUCAUGGUGGCUCAAUAUGUCACAGAACUGCAAAAGGUGACUCUGCGGUCAGACAUCAAGCUGCGCCUGACAGAAGGAAUCUACCACAUACUGGACUUAUGUCUGGAGCACGAUAUCAAGUUCCUAACAACGGGCUUGCAGACCGGAGUCCGUGAGGUGUUUAACGAGCUCUACAGUAGCUACACCCACUACCACAAACCCAAAAGACAAGGAGAAGACAAAUACACUGUUUGAAAAGACACAAUAGGCUCCAAUUUGGGUCCGGGUCACCCCCAAAUUGUGAUGUCCUUCAAAUGAAUUAUCACACAACCAUUUAACAUAUUGUCUGACAGGCAAUGGCAUCCAAUAGUGUGGUUGUGUCUUCACUUUUUUUACAUAUUGAAACUGAUCAUGUAUCAAGACAAAGGAGCAUUAUCAUUGUCCCUUUAUCUAACGUACUUUUUCGAGUGUGUAGUAAGAUGUCAAGUCAACUUUAUUGUCAAAUGUACUACAUGUGCCACAUACAGCACAGAUGAGAUUACAUGCCUCAGGAGCGAGAGGAGCCGCUGCGGGUGCCCGCGCCACCAUCAAAUGUACUGUAAAUAGUCAUUUUUUAAGCCUUUUCAAUUACAUUAGUUCUUGAACAAGUAUUUUAACUGUGCUAUUUCAAGUAGGAGCGGGGGUAAAAAAGAAUGACUUUGCUCAUUUGCUAAUGGAGUUGUAGCACUGUUGAAAUAAAUCAAUGGGAUAACUACAAUCUCAGUCAACCUGAUGGAUCGUGUCAGGACCAUACUGCUCUAAUUUUUUUCCCCGCCUAACAGCUCAUUCAAGGAUGCAUUGAUUAAAGCUGAAGCUGAGGUAUUUUGUGCUGGAGUAGCACAGUAACUGUUGGCGCAGACUCCCAUGCUGCCAAGCUCAUCAAUUUUGGGGAUUGCCUGCACCGCUGUGAAAAUAAAACUGUUGCAGAUGCAGCAUUUCUGUGAAUAGCUCAUAUUUAUUCGACAUGAAUGCUUAAUUUGCCAAAGGAUUUCAUAGAGAUUAUCUGUAGGACUAAAAUGAACAAUUGAACAUUGAUUUGUGUAAAUGAGAUUAAUUUGUGCGUUUGUACUGAGAAGAAACCGGGCGUCACGAACGCCGGUCCUCAGGGGUCCCUAUCCCUCAUGUGUUAGAUGUCUCCCUCCUCUAACAAACAUGAUUCAAAUGAUCAGCUCAUUGGCAAGCUUUGCUGAAGCCUGAUAUCGAUCCUGAUCAUUUGAAUCUGAUGUGUUAGAGGAGGGAAACAUCUGAAGCAUGCAGGAUAGGGGCCUUCAAGGACUGCAAUUGGUGACCCCCGGCUAUAAAGUGAUUUGGCUCUGACUGCAGUUGGUAUUUUGGAAAUGUAAACAAAAGUAGUGAUAAACCUGCAGAGCUGCUUAUCUGUGAGCUCGCCUAAAAACAAGACUGCGACAUCACCGAACUAUGACAAGAAGCAUGGUGGCAACUUUGACCUUAUUUUUCUUCAGCUUGAACUGGGACUUUAGUCAAGGUGGCGAGACUUAUGAGCACUUGCAGAUAAUCAAUUUGGUCCAAAAACAUUCCCGUUUGCUUGAAAGCUGAAGCUGAGGAGAAAGUUCACAUUUCAACAAAAGAAUGGCUUGAUCAGAAGAACUUGAAAAUGUUGGAAUGGCCCAGUCAGAGCCCAGACCUAAAUCCACCUGAAAAUUGGGGGGUGAGAGUGGGUAAAUGUCAAGAUGUGCUGUGCUGAUAAACUCUCACCAAAAAUGACCCAUUUCAUCAACAACAACAACAAAAUUGAACUUCAAAUACACAGUAUUAAGUCGAUGAUAUGCUGUGAGAAAUGGUUAGACUCCCACACUGGAAAUUGGGCCAUUGCAAUUAAAAAUAUGACUGCCAGUGGUUCAUGACAUGAAACGCUUUGCUUGGGCAACAGCUCCUGUUUAUUUUUUGUUUGUGACACCGCAAGUAUGAUUUUGGGACAUUUUUAAUGUAAACGAUAAAAAGGAGCGCAGAAUCUCUGUCCUCCUCUUUGGUUUGUAUUCUUUAGUUGCUUCUGAAAAAAGUUACACACAUUUUCCAGGUUACAUUAUUAAACCAAUUACUGUAUCUCCAGUCUACUGAAUGUAGAAAAUAAAUGAAACACCUUGUGAUAUGGCUCUCGCAUUAGCUGGAUACAGUGUCAUAACUUGUCAAGCCAUGGAAUAUAGCCUUUAUUAGUCUCACAAUGGGAAAAUUUACAAAAAAAAAAAAAACGGAAAAAAGCACGCCACCAUUUGGUGAGCUUCCUGGGAGAGAUGGACUUGAUUUUGUGUGAAAUUUCAGGCUCACGAAACCAUUUACAGAUGAACUUCAAUUGGCAUUGUCUCAACUCGGAUGUGUGUCUCAUUGUUCAGUGUUUCAGUGCCAUUCGUGUUCUUCAAUGGCAAAAUUUUCAACUGUUUGCUGCAUUAACAUUUUCGAGAAGUC